Messenger RNA from Poecilia reticulata (guppy), 1246 nucleotides. Lineage: Eukaryota; Metazoa; Chordata; Actinopteri; Cyprinodontiformes; Poeciliidae. The record is from RefSeq and is a predicted model, not a curated record.
ACCGUCCAGAUGAUAGCAGCAGGAAGAAGUCCGGCUGGGCAGCAUCAUGCCCGCUGCUGUGAUCAUGGAGGAGAACUUUGAUCAGUUAUUGGAUCAAUGUGAGGCUCAGGAGCUGGAGGCUCCAGGGGGCAUCGCMACUCCCCAGGUCUACGCUCAGAUGCUAGCGCUGUAUCUUCUCAACAACGACAUGAACAACGCCCGCUAUGCAUGGAGACGUGUCUCUGGUUGCUGAAGGCUUCUGUCUUGUUUUCGGCUGCAGGCUAACCCUGAGCUAGCAGCUAUCUGGGCCGUCGGCCAGCGCAUUUGGCAGAGAGACUUCCCGGGGAUCUACACGGCCAUCGCAGCCCACCAGUGGUCCGAGAAUAUCCUGCCUGUCAUGGAGGCCCUCAGAGGUAACUUCAUGCAGAAAAACACUUCAGCAUAUCAGACACAUCACUGAGCAGCUGCAGCGCUAUCUCCAGGGUUAGCUACAGCAGCUAGCUGCAGGGCUAUCUCCAGGGUUAGCUACAGCAGCUAGCUGCAGCGCUAUCUCCAGGGUUAGCUACAGCAGCUAGCUGCAGGGCUAUCUCCAGGGUUAGCUACAGCAGCUAGCUGCAGGGCUAGCCUCCUGCCYCGGCGCUGUGAUCUCUGGGUUUUCUCCUGCAGACGUCAGCAGGUGUUUAUUGCGUCCUGAGUGAUUGUGGCGUUGCUGUUGGUUGUGCAACAGUUUAAAAUAACUUCUGGAUGUUGAUCUGCUGUUGAUGUCAUAAACGUGUUUCAUCAGACGUUUGGUAACRGCUGGCAGCUCUAAUAAAACCGCCAGUAAACAUUUGGAUUUGUUGAUGUUAGAGUUUCUGUUGAAUUUGUUCCAGUUUGACUCGUUUCAGACGUUUGAGGAUUUUACUUGUUGACCAUCGUUGUGUUUCUGGGAGGAUGACCUUCAUCUACCCUGGAGCUGCUGAUGCCUUCCUGCCCUGGCGUUGGGCUAACUCACCUGUAGACGCCACGGCCGCAGUGGACACGCGUCCGCUGAUCUGCUAACAGUGGAGCUAAUUGAUUUUUAGCAUUUUUGCUAACUUUGUAAAAGCUUAGCUUCYCCUCWAUACAUUUUUCUGGAUAAACUCCAAAGCUCUAAUUUACGUGGCUGUUUUUAAACUUUCAGAUGAGUAAAGUUCAACAUUUGUUUUGAAAUGUUGCUUAGUGGCUGUUUAAAAUCCUUUCUACUCAUGCUCUUAUUUUGAAGUGGGUGAAGUCUGAUCACGCAGAA